This is a messenger RNA of Tachysurus vachellii, 4832 nucleotides long. RefSeq lists its product as uncharacterized. The record is from RefSeq and is a predicted model, not a curated record. Bases 3435 to 4163 code for a protein of 242 amino acids. Lineage: Eukaryota; Metazoa; Chordata; Actinopteri; Siluriformes; Bagridae. The transcript is spliced from 5 exons.
GAGUGAUGUCAUCUUUGCUUUUGUCCCAGUCGUGUCUCGAGCUGGUACUGACAUUCAGUCUGUAAUGGAAAUCAUUCCUAGUAAGUAUAAACCCCUCGAUUUUACAGGAAUGAUGAAUAACUGAGUAUUAAACUGGGAAUGUUAGAGAUAAAAUCAUCUGCAAUAAACAUCAGCACCACUGUUAUUUACAUUAAGUUCUCUCUCUUACCCUGAUUAGCACCAUUAGACAUGUUGCUGUGUUUUAGCAUCACUCUUGGUGGUGGCGGCAGCACGCAGCAGCCACUCCUGAUUCAAUAUGGUGCUAUUUACGUUUUUUACGGUUUUAUUUAUGUUUUUUAGCCCGACUACUACCAGUACAUGGACACCGGAGACAGCGGUGUUCAUGUAUACAACCGUCAGAGGCUAAUAAAAUACAGAAACCGUGCAACGGUGAUGUGCAGAGAGGGUUGUGGCUUGCUGCGGAGAGACCAGGCCUCCAGUCCUCGGUGUCGCCUGAUACUGGAGACCAGGAGAGGGGACGCCGAAAGCGGUGCGCGCAGUAAGCGGGCGGGUGUCCGUGCUAUAGGCUAAAAACAAACCCUAGGCUAAAAACUAAGCCUAGCCGAGCGGCUCUCCCGUCCAUUCUACUCUCCAGUGUUUGCUCCCUGGACAGUAAACUGGACUACAUCCGACUCGAACGCGCUACACGGCGAGAGUUUAGAAACUGCUGCGUGUUUGUUUUCACGGAGACGUGGCUCAGAGUUCCGGACGCCGCCAUUCAGCUGAACGGGAUCACUUCAUUUAGAGCCGACAGAAAUGCAGCUCUGUGAGAGGAUAAGUCUGUCGUGAUGCUCCACCACACCUUUAAUCCGGACAUUGUUGUUCCAGACCUCAGACCCUAUGUGGACAGGACGGAUGUGUUCUUGUUGAUUGUCUCUUUCAUGAAGAUCAAGGGCUGUUGAGAUGCCUGCGCAACGACAACGCAAUCAAAGCUGUGAAGGAUCAUCUGAGUGGAAUGAGCGAAAAACAGCCUUUAUUUGAGAGUUAUCAAGUCCUUGCUGCAGUUAUUGGUGCAGUUUCUGGAGCAGUUUCUGGAGCAGUUAUCAGUGGGCUUGCUGUUACACUUUGUGAUAAGUGUAAUAAUGAGCAUUGUAAUGCAGGUACUGGUGCUGGUACUGGUGCUGGUAUUGGUGCUUGUACUGGUGCAGUUAUUCGUGUGGUCAUUCUUAAUACAAAGUAAAAAUAUCAAAGACCAUUCUCCUCGCUGCACUCUUCCUUAAAUUCUGUUAAAUACUGAUUUAAUUCAUGAUUGAAAAGUUGAGCAUGACUGAUGUUUCAUCCUUGAGCUUCUUCUAGAUUUUUAUCAAUAAUAUAAUGUAAUGAUUUACAGUAUUAGUGCUUAGUGAAUGUCUUCAUGUCGUCCUGCUGAAGACUGCAUGUGCUUUCCACUGUGAACAGAAAUAUCUGUAUUUAGAUUAGAGUAGUGUGUGUGUGUGUGUGUGUGUGUGUGUGUGUGUGUGUGUGUCCUGUUUAUGUCACUCAGCAUAGACAUGAGAUCAGAUUUGACAUGAAGUUGAAAAUAGGGACACAGUGUAAUAGAGAGAGAGAGAGAGAGAGAGAGAGAGAGAGAGAGAGAGAGAGAGAGAGAGAGAGAGAAUCACGUUAUUGUUUAAUGCUGACAUGAUGUUUAAAUGAACAUAUUUCAAUUGUCAUUUUAUCAUUUUCUGAAAUCACAUCAUUUCAUUUCAUUUUCAACUGAAUAUUGUAAUACAAAACUAAAAUUAUUUCUAUCUUCAUAUGAUUACAGAGUUUUAGUAAUGAUAUAUAAUUUUUUCAUGAUGAGCAGAAAUACUAAAUACUUCUUAUUACUUAAAACAUUCUUAGGAAUUGUAACAAUACCUCAACAUUUCCAUUUAAAUGUGCAGAUUUGAUUGAUUUAUGGAUCUUAGCGUAGUGUUUACAGGUUAGCCGUUUUCUCCCAGUUUAAUCAGGAAGCUCAUUUCUGACCAUUUCACAUAAGAUCCCAGUUGAGGAGAGUUUACAAAGCUGAUCAAUCGAACUGCUCAGAUUCACCGCAUGCAUCCAGCAGUUUACUGUUCAUCAGGAUCUAAUAGAAUUUCUUAAUGCAUCUAAAUAUAUGAAGAAUUCUGUGUAAAGUGUAUUGUGUGUGUGUGUGUGUGUGUGAUGUAUAUUUGUGAAAACUUGUGCUGAAUGAGCCGGUCGAUUUGACACCUCAUUCAUGGGUCUAGGACAAAAGCUGCGGGACAAGUUACGCGACGAAUUUUUGUCCGGCACAUAAACAAGAUAACAAUUAAUUAACCAUUAAUUAACAUUUAUAAAUGUCAUUUUAUUAUUAUUAGGAAACUGCUGAAGGAUAGAAAUAAUUAUCUCUGGGGUGAUUUUUAUCUUUGCUUCAUGUUGGCCUGCAUCACAGAAGGCCCAAGAAAGGCUAGAAAACAGCCUGCAAGAAUCUGGAACUAAUUAAUUAUGUUUACACAAGAUAAUAAGGCGGGGGGCACGGUGGCUUAGUGGUUAGCACGUUCGCCUCACUCCUCCAGGGUUGGGGGUUCGAUUCCCGCCUCCGCCUUGUGUGUGUGGAGUUUGCAUGUUCUCCCCGUGCCUCGGGGGUUUCCUCUGGGUACUCCGGUUUCCUCCCCCGGUCCAAAGACAUGCAUGGUAGGUCGAUUGGCAUCUCUGGAAAAUUGUCCGUAGUGUGUGAGUGUGUGAGUGUGCCCUGCGAUGGGUUGGCACUCCGUCCAGGGUGUAUCCUGCAUUGAUGCCCGAUGACGCCUGAGAUAGGCACAGGCUCCCCGUGACCCGAGGUAGUUCGGAUAAGCGGGAGAAGAUGAAUGAAUGAAUGAAUGAAGAUAAUAAGGCCGUAUGAGACAUGGGUUGCAUUGUGCUGUUUAUAUAUACACUCACCAGGUGACUAUCACCAGAUACAGGUCAAGAGCUUCAGUUACUAUUCACAUCAAACAAAAUAGACAAAAUAAAAUGCUCUAAAUGUCUAAACAAUAGUGUGUGCUUUAGGGCUUUUCUCUUUCUUUUUCUUUUACAUUCUUUUUGAAUGAACAGGUUUACCAACAGUGUGUUUGUUUACAUUGUUGUGACAAAUUGCUGAUCCAGCAGUGAUUGAUAAAAAAUUAUAUAUAUAUAAACUUGGUAUGAAUAUUUUUGAAAGACAUUUUUAAUAAAGAAAUUUUUUAUAAUAUGUAUAAAAGUGUUUAUUUGGCCUUCGUAUUCACCAUGUAUUAUAUUACACAGGAAGAGGUGGCAGCUCUGGAACAUUCUGUAAGUGACUAUAUUUAUAGGCAGUGAAACGCAGUCAGCAGUCUAAUAGUGAAAGUAAAAGUAACAGUGAACCUUCUCUCAUUCCUCCUAUCUGUGGCUUGCACAUCACUUGUUCUCCAACGGUCUCUUUGUACGAGUAACUGGACUGAUAUUUUACCUUCAAAAUGGUUCAGGGAAAUAACAGAUAUUUUGUCAUGACCACUGGGAACACCAGAGAUUCCCACAAGAACUUUCUAGAUCAUCUCACAAUAUCAUCAAAGUUUUAUGAAGUCCGAGCCGUAAAUGAGAGUGAUGUCAUCUUUGCUUUUGUCCCAGUCGUGUCUCGAGCUGGUACUGACAUUCAGUCUGCAAUGGAAAUCAUUCCUAAGGAUAAGCCUGUCGUUCUCGUGAUGCUCCACCACACCUUUGAUCCGGAUAUUGUUCUUCCAGACAUCAGACCCUAUGUGGACAGGACGGAUGUGUUCGUUGUUGAUUGUCUCUUUCAUGAAGAUCGAGGGCUGUUGAGAUGCCUGCGCAACGAUGACGCAAUCAAAGCUGUAAAGGAUCAUCUGAGCAGAAUGAAGGUGGAGUACACCUCUUACAAAAGGAAAGUCCUUGCUGUAGUUAUUGGUGCAGUUAUUGGUGCAGUUUCUGGAGCAGUUAUCCAUAGCGCACUUGGUGUUACACCUUGUGAUACGUGUAAUAAUGAGUAUGCAGGUGCAGGUGCAGGUACUGUUACUGGUAUUGGUGCUGGUAUUGGUGCAGUUAUUGGUUUGGUCUUUCUUAUUAAUGCCAUUGCUGCAUUCUUUGCUGCAGUUUUUGGUGUAGCUGUUUGUGUAUUUUUUUACUUUAGGUCCUUUAAUUUUUUUUGGAUUCAUGUUCUUGUACGUGAUAUUGUUCCUGCUAUUGGUUAGUGUCUUGGGGCUGGGAUUCGUGAUUGUUGUGGUGUUUCUUAUAAAGCAGUUAUCAGUUUGGUUGAGAGAGAGAAAGAGAAAGAGAGAGAGAGAGAGAGAGACAGAGAGAGAGACAGAGAGAGACAGAGAGAGAGACAGAGAUAGAGACAGAAAGAGACAGAGAGAGAGAGUCACGUUAUUGUUUAAUGCUGACAUGAUGUUUAAAUGAACAUAUUUCAAUUGUCAUUUUAUCAUUUUCUGAAAUCACUAAUAAUUUUAUUUCAUUGUCAACUGAAUAUUGUAAUACAAAACUAAAAUUAUUUCUAUCUUCAUAUGAUUACAGAGUUUUAGUGAUGAUAUAAUUUUUUCAUGAUGAGCAGAAAUACUAAAUACUUCUUAUUACUUAAAACAUUCUUAGGAAUUGUAACAAUACCUCAACAUUUCCAUUUUAAUGUGCAGAUUUGAUUGAUUUAUGGAUCUUAGCGUAGUGUUUACAGGUUAGCCGUUUUCUCCCAGUUUAAUCAGGAAGCUCAUUUCUGACCAUUUCACAUAAGAUCCCAGUUGAGGAGAGUUUACAAAGCUGAUCAAUCGAACUGCUCAGAUUCACCGCAUGCAUCCAGCAGUUUACUGUUCAUCAGGAUCUAAUAGAAUUUCUUAAUGCAUCUAAAUAUAUAAAGAAUUCUGUGUAAA